Molecule: messenger RNA, 759 nt
Organism: Sugiyamaella lignohabitans
Lineage: Eukaryota; Fungi; Ascomycota; Dipodascomycetes; Dipodascales; Trichomonascaceae
Gene: IAH1
Product: Iah1p
Exons: 3
Coding region: 1-759 (252 amino acids)
Source: RefSeq, a predicted model, not a curated record
AUGGUCAGUGUAAACUACGAUCCAGUUAGUACUGGAGGUAAGCCUCACGAGAUUCAUUUGAACCGGAUUUUGUUGUUUGGUGACUCGAUUACCCAACAAAGUAGUACUCAGGCAUACGGAUUUGCCAUUGCACCAGCCCUUCAGGAUCUGUACAUCCGGAAAUUCGAUGUCAUUACCAGAGGAUUUGGUGGCUAUACCUCAGCUCAUGGUCGAUAUAUGAUUGACCCGAUUCUCCAAUCGGAACAUAAACCCAGUGAUAAGGCAGCUGUCGAGCUGUUAGUGAUCUUCUGGGGAUCCAAUGACUCGGUAGUCGAUGGCCAUAUUCAGAAUGUGCCAUUACAAGACUAUAUUGAGAACCAGAAGUAUAUUGUUCGGGCCGCUCAAGCCAAGGGCAUCAAGAAGAUCAUCCUCGUGGCACCUGCUGCAUAUGACGAGCGUCUUGGAGGACCAGAUAGAAAGACCUCUCGAUUCCGUGAGUACGGUCAAGCUCUGAAAAAGGUUGCUGCCGAGUUUGAUUUGGGGUUUGUUGACCUUUGGACUGAAUUCCUGACUUCUGUCGGCUGGAAAGAAGGAGAUCCCAUCCCCGGCGAGACUGGCAGCGGUUCUGACAUCGAUCUCUCUCACCUGCUCCACGAUGGACUCCACUUCACCGGUGCAGGAUACGAAAUCUGGUACAAUGCCCUACCUGUUUUUAUUGUAUUGGCGAGCUGUCUUUAUUUAUCUGGUACUGGUAACAGAAUUUGGAGGUUUUGGAUAUAA